CCAGAGCAACUCCUCUGGGGAAAUUCAGCGUCGAGGCAGCGUGCACCGUGAUUGCCUUUAAAAGCGCCCCACCCGCCCGCCGCGCUCACCCGGAUACCUGGGCUGCCCCGCGGCUGCGUGCGCACGUGUGUGUGCUCGUGUGUGUGUGUGAGAGAGACAGAGAAAGGGCGGGGAAGCGAGCCGGGCGUGUGCGGCGCGCGAGCCUGUGUUUCUCCCCGUGUGUGCUCGAGUGUGAGCCUUGGGAGGUGCGACCCGGUGUGCGGACCGGCGUGCGCGCUGGGGUGGGAGCGAGCCGAGCGCGUCUACACCGGCCAUGAGGGGCGCGGGCGCCUGGGCCGCGCUCUGCCUGCUGCUGGCCGUGGCCGCGCAGCUCUCCCGGCCGCAGCCCCUGGAGAGACCUGUUUUCACAUGUGGCGGCAUUCUUACUGGAGAGUCUGGAUUUAUUGGCAGCGAAGGUUUCCCUGGAGUGUACCCUCCAAAUAGCAAAUGUACUUGGAAAAUCACACCAAACCUCUGGCUAAAAGGUCCACGGCUUUUCUCAGUUCAAGAAGCACUCACAGCUGUUGAUCGCCGUGUCACCCCAGCUGACUGGCUACACAGAAGGGACUCGGAGGGUCAUGAUAGUGGUGCCAGAGGCAUGAGUUACAUUUUUGCAGUGGCCACUGAAAUUACAGAUGUUCCUGAAGGAAAAGUGGUAGUUCUUAAUUUCCGAUUCAUAGAUCUGGAGAGUGACAACCUGUGCCGCUAUGACUUUGUAGACGUGUACAAUGGUCACACCAAUGGCCAGCGUAUCGGGCGCUUCUGUGGCACGUUCCGGCCUGGAGCCCUUGUGUCCAGCGGUAACAAGAUGAUGGUGCAGAUGAUUUCCGAUGCCAACACGGCUGGGAAUGGCUUCAUGGCCAUGUUCUCUGCUGCUGAACCAAACGAAAGAGGGGAUCGGUAUUGUGGAGGACGCCUUGAAAGACCUUCUGGCUCUUUUAAAACCCCCAACUGGCCAGACCGAGAUUACCCUGCAGGAGUCACUUGUGUGUGGCACAUUGUAGCCCCAAAGAAUCAGCUUAUAGAAUUAAAAUUUGAGAAGUUUGAUGUUGAGCGUGACAACUAUUGCCGGUAUGAUUUUGUGGCUGUGUUCAACGGUGGAGAAAUCAAUGACGCUAAAAGAAUUGGAAAAUAUUGUGGCGAUAGCCCACCUGCGCCAAUUGUAUCUGAGAGAAAUGAACUUCUCAUUCAGUUUUUAUCAGACUUAAGUUUAACUGCAGAUGGGUUUAUUGGUCACUACAAAUUCAGGCCAAAAAAACUGCCUACAACUACAGCAUCACCUGUUAUCACCACGUUCCCUGUAACUACAGGUUUAAAACCCACCAUGGCCCUGUGUCAACAAAAGUGUAGACGGACGGGGACUCUGGAGAGCAAUUAUUGUUCAAGUAACUUUGUAUUGGCUGGCACCAUGAUCACAACUGUCACCCGAGGUGGAAGCUUGCAUGCCACUGUGUCGAUCAUCAACAUCUAUAAGGAGGGAAAUCUGGCAAUUCAGCAGGCUGGCAAGAACAUGAGUGCCAAGAUCACUGUGGUCUGCAAGCAGUGCCCUCUCCUCAGGAGAGGUCUAAAUUACAUUAUUAUGGGCCAAGUGGGUGAAGAUGGGCGAGGCAAAAUCAUGCCAAACAGCUUUAUCAUGAUGUUCAAGACCAAGAAUCAGAAGCUCCUGGAUGCCUUGAAAAACAAGCAAUGUUAAUAAUGAACUGUGUCGAUUUAAGCUGCAUUCUGUCAUUGCCUUUGAAAGAUCUCUAUUUUUCUCUGUAGGAAAAAAAAGUCAUAUUAAAUAUUGAGCAUUCAGAAAGAUUUACUCUUCACAUGAUGUAGGUGUGAGACCUCCGGUAUCACUGGUGGGAGUUCUUUGCCUGCGCCGAGAGGAGCAGAUACGUGAUUGAAAACUUGCAGACUUGGUGCGGCGAUAGGAAACUGAAUGUAUCAAGCACUGACAGUGUGGAAGCAGUUUAUUUAUACGUCUCUGUAAAAGGGUAUUUUAGAAAUGAGUAGUGUGAAGAUGUAAAAAGGAGAUUUUAUAAGUGCAAUAUUUAUAGUGAUAUUUGUUUUACCUUCAGGCAAUUGCUGUGAGGGGUUAUAUUCUUCUCUUGCAUUUUUUAAGUCACUGCUUAAUAAAAUAUUUUUAAAUGAUUA
Lutra lutra (Eurasian river otter) is the source of this 2178-nucleotide messenger RNA. It is a transcript of the gene PCOLCE2, whose product is annotated as procollagen C-endopeptidase enhancer 2. Lineage: Eukaryota; Metazoa; Chordata; Mammalia; Carnivora; Mustelidae. Bases 314 to 1732 code for a protein of 472 amino acids. The transcript is spliced from 10 exons. Gene Ontology annotation, molecular function: protein binding. The record is from RefSeq and is a predicted model, not a curated record.